Amorphotheca resinae ATCC 22711 is the source of this 901-nucleotide messenger RNA. RefSeq lists its product as hypothetical. The transcript has 2 exons. NCBI's taxonomy places the organism in Eukaryota, Fungi, Ascomycota, Leotiomycetes, Helotiales, Amorphothecaceae. The record is from RefSeq and is a predicted model, not a curated record. The coding region runs from base 281 to 766 and encodes 161 amino acids.
AGGCAUCUCGUUUCUUCUCUUCUGACGACUACUGGGUCACGCCCCCGCCUGCAGAAUCCUGAGGGCCCGAGCCAGUAAGAUAUGUAUAAUACACCACAGUGCUCGUCUCCCACUUGCUGGAGAGGGCGGCGGGCGCUCAGCGGGAGACGGUUCCCAUGAACGGACUAGUAGGAACCCCUGGUCGGCCAAUCUAUCUACAACUGCCAGUGCUGAACCUCGAGAAAGUCCAGGGCGCAUAAGGCACAAGUCGAGGAGUUCCGACUGCCCUGCCUAUGGCCGUAUGACAGACAAUCCUACUUGUUCAUUAUUACCCGGAAGAGUUCAUCCUGACCGACACAAGGUGGUUCGGGAGCAGGAGCAAAACUGCCAUUCUCUUUUGGGACACACUUCUACAGUAUUUCGUAUCGCGAACUAUUCAUUCAGCAGGGGCGCGUGGGAUGGCGCGAAACGACGAAUGUUUUCCCAAACCUUCAAAAUAAACACGGAGGAGCGGUGUACGGUACUGCAGCACCUUGCUACCGGGAUUUAUUUAUUUCGACUCAUAGUGGAGAACCACGAGGAGGCUUUUUGCCGUUCUGCUCUUCUCAGUGGCCGCCGAUACCUACCUUACGUCUCGUCUGUCUCCAUUGCCUCCUGUCACUCUCUAUCAAUCUUAAAAAUUUCCACAGCAACUUUCAAAGACUCAAACAAUAUUGCUAAGCGGCCAAGGACAGCUGCAGCUAUCUACCUCACCGCCAGCCCUCUUCUCCCGGGCAACCAGGGGUAGUUCCGCGCGUGUGCCUAUUCCGGCCAAAUCCGCGAGCAAACAAACGGUCCCUCUCGCUCGCCACUGAAGGAUUGUCGGUCAAGUUACUCAAGUAUCGCUUGUUCAUUCCAUCUUUUGUGAAACGCUGGCCCUCAU